This is a messenger RNA of Oncorhynchus masou masou (cherry salmon), 3217 nucleotides long. Its product is annotated as myeloid-associated differentiation marker-like. NCBI's taxonomy places the organism in Eukaryota, Metazoa, Chordata, Actinopteri, Salmoniformes, Salmonidae. Gene Ontology annotation, cellular component: membrane. The coding region runs from base 439 to 1293 and encodes 284 amino acids. The record is from RefSeq and is a predicted model, not a curated record. The transcript has 2 exons.
GUAGCAGAGGAAGUGGCAAACAGUCUACACCCUUCUCUGCAUUCCUACACUACCGUGGCCCUGUCAGAGCAGUCCAGACUUUACAGGGGAUCACAUACAGGAGUAUCAGAUACAGGAGGAUCGCAUACAGGAAGAGGAGAGGAAGAGAAGAAGACAGAAGCCCGAAGAGACUGACAGAGAGUGUCAGAGAGAGGUGUGACAAGUAGAGAAAAACUAGUUUUUGAGUCAAGUCAGGGAGAGGAGGCAGGGGGAGCUCAGAGAGAGAGAGCUGUCCAAAGAAGUGAAAGAGAGAUUAAAGUGCAAAGAGAUCAACAGUGAAAAAAAACUCGGUGAGAAAACAAAAAAUAGGCAUCUACAAUCGGUUUGAGUAGGUUAAAAGGUACAACCGCCGUACAGUACUGUACUCGACAGCCGGAUUUGACCAGAGCUAGCAUCGCCAUGGUGACCCUGGACACGCGGACCCUGACGGUGCCCGUGGGCAUCGUGAGGAUGCUGGAGGUGGUCCUCACCUGUAUCUCCUUCAGCCUGGUGGCCUCGGUGGGUCACUUCGGCUCAUCCUACUGGGCCUGGUGCAUGUUCACCUGGGUCUUCUGUUGCUUCGUCACCCUCCUCAUCCUCAUCAUGGAGUUCACCACCCUCCAUGCCCGGGUGCCCAUCUCCUGGGACGACUUCACCACCGCCUUUGCCAUGCUGUCCACGCUCAUGGUGCUGGCUGCCUCCAUCAUCUACCCCACCUUCUUCACGUGUGUCUCCUGCGGGAAGCAGAUUGCCGCCACCGUCAUUUCCUGUCUGGCCUUCCUCUUGUACGGCACGGAGGUGGGCCUGAUCCGGGCCAAACCCGGCGAGAUCAGCGGCUUUCUCUCCACCAUCCCGGGCCUCCUCAAGGUCCUCGAGGCCUUCGUGGCCUGCAUCAUCUUCAUCUCUCUGGACCAUGGCUCCUACUCGCGGUUCCCAGGGCUCCAGUGGUGCGUGGCGGUCUAUUCGCUAUGUUUCAUCUUUGCCCUCAUCAUCAUCCUCUUUACUAUCUGCCGCCUGCUGUCGCUCUUCCCGUUCCCGUUCGACAAGGUGCUGACGGGCUACAACGUGCUGGCCGUGCUGAUGUACAUGACGUGCGUGGUGAUAUGGCCUCUUUAUAGCUUCCAGAACAACCACAGCAGACCCAGCGGGUGUGGCCGCAACUGCUACUGGGAUAACCAGGUUGUAGUGGCGUUCAUGACCUGUUUCAACCUUGUGGUUUACAUUGUGGACACGGUCUACUCUUUCAGGCUGGUGUUCUUCGUCACCCCGGCUUAAGACAAAGGUCAAAGGUCACCCACCUUACCCAACCUGAGAACUGGCCCCGAAACACAGUGCCGGAUCUUAAACAAUAGACUGAACUUUGCUUUUGUAUAAAUACAGCAAACUGUAACCAUGCUGUUUUUUUGGAACACUAAUUCGUAUUGGGAGAAUGUCUCUGUAUGGUGGAUAAUAAUUCACAAUUCACAAACCAUGAGGUGGAUAAGAAUGUUCUGAAUGCUUGGAUCCGUACGUAGAUUCAAUGUAUAUUUUGUCUUCCCGUUUUUAAAAUACAGAAGGAACUAUGCAGUGCGCCCUACGCAGUCCACAUGGGCUGUAAUCAAAGUGAAUAGAAAGAUCAAAGAGCUGUUCUUGAUAUGUUCAUUUUAUUCUCAUAUUCUGUUCUCCAUUUCAUCUCUGUCUCUCUGGCCUUGAUUCAAUCAGUUCAGCGUUAACCCCCGAUAACCCACAACUGCAUAGCAGAUCAUUGGUUUUACUGAUUUGACAGCUCCAACGAUGUUACAUCUUUGUCAUGGCCCAAAUAAAAACAGAUCUGCUAUGCAGUUGUCGGCUAUCACAUCUCUCUCUCUCUCUCUCUCUGUCUAUUGUACCUACUCUAAUCCUAACAAACAUGCAAUCCAGACAGAUAUGACAGAAUUCAGCUCAAACAUGAAUCUGAAUAAGUAAAACAUAACUAUUGACAUUUAGCUGACGUGACCAAAUUGUUUUAAUAAUGUUAUAUAACAAUAAAAUAAAGAAAACAUUUGCUUAACACCUAUUCUCUUUCUACAACACUGUUAAAGGACAUUCAGCAACGCUCCCUCCCUCUCUCUAUUUGCUAGGGUAUGUCUGCUAUGAGAGGCCUAUUGGAUGAAAUGGCAUGGGAUGUCGAGGUCCAGCCCAGGGCUUUGCUUUCAUGUCUCUUUCUGUGUUUGCUGAGUGCGGCGGGGAAUCCGACAGCGAGACAAGUCUCAAUCACACUCCGCUCCGUCCCACCUGGAUGACAUCACUCUCUUACACAGGCAGCAUCUGAAUCCCUCACGGACCGUGGCUUACCACAGAUUCGAUUUGAUAGGGAACAUAUUGGGCCAUUCUGAGGCUGCUAAACUAAUUAUAAUUUCUAAAAAGACAGCAGAAUAAUUGUGGUUGGUGAUCUGUUUAUGGUAAUGAUGUCAAGGUCUCUCAUGCCCACACUUUGCUUUGUGAUACAUAUGGCAGGGGUUAUUCCUUUCUUCAUGAGAGAAAUUAAGUUAAGUGACGAAUGAAGAAUCAUUGUCCCAAAACAGAAGCCAACAGAAUGAUGGAGGUUCCUGAUCUGAUUAUGGUAAUGAAGUCAAGGUCUUUUAUGGCCACAUCUUUUCUUCUGUCUUGCAACCUUUGACAGGGAUUAUUGAUUUGUUCAAAAGAGAAAUGAAGUUAUGUUGCUGCUGUCUCCUUGGCACAGAUCAAGAGGGAGGUAAAAGUGAAAAAUGGAUGAGGCAGAUAUAGAGAGAGGGAGAAGUGAGAGUGGGAGAGAAAGAGAGAGAAAUAGAGAAAGAGAAGAGGGAGAGUGAGAUAGAAGGAGAAGUAUAUAGAGAGAGGAGAAGGAGGAAGAAUAUGAGGGUAUAUAACAGUGAGAGGGAAUUAGGCAAUGCACUGACAAUAUUUAAAGGGAUCCUUCAGCUGAGACAGCUGCUGCUGUUGACACAACCAUGCAUUCUCCAUAGACAAACAUUGGCAGUAGAGUCAUUUUUCAUUAUUAUGUUAAACUGCCCUAGUGGCACCAGUGAAUCCAAAUGCAAUACAUUUUGUAAAUGAUUCCAAAAUCUAGAGUGUUACAUUCAAAGUUGGUAUGGUACACUCUGAACUGGGUCAGUAGUAUGCAUAUAAGUAAGUAAGCAUUUCAGGUCUACACUUGUUGUAUUCGGCUCAUGUGACAAAUAAAGUUUGAUUUGAUAUCAUA